Molecule: messenger RNA, 1740 nt
Organism: Harpia harpyja (harpy eagle)
Lineage: Eukaryota; Metazoa; Chordata; Aves; Accipitriformes; Accipitridae
Product: ankyrin repeat and MYND domain-containing protein 1-like
Molecular function (GO): protein binding
Source: RefSeq, a predicted model, not a curated record
AUGAUGGAAAAGCUUCUAGAGAAAUUGAGAUACAUGGGACAGUUCUACAUGGACCACCUCCACGGCAAGGGGAUUUGCUACUGGCCUGAUGGUUCCAAAUUCACAGGAGCUCUUUAUCUUGGCCAUGUAGAAGGCUAUGGGACCCUGGAAUGGAAGGAUGGCAGAAAAUUUCAGUGGCUGUACAAAUCUGAUGAGCGAUUUGGACAAGGGAUUGAGAGCUAUCCAGAUGGCUGUCAGGACAUUGGCUUGUGGCUCAGGGAUCAUCUAAUUAAACUUACUGAAGUACCUGGUUAUUUUUCUCUCUUGGAUUAUCCAGCACACUACAGACACAUUGAUGACAAUUCUCAAAAGAAGUAUAUUUCAGUUGAGGAAGACCCCUUUCUCCAUAGCUAUAAACAUCUCCCUUUUGAUGAUAAGGAUAUCUUCCAUGAAGGAGUCUUUACAUAUUCUUAUAACACAGAUCAUCUUACUUUGACUCACUCCUUCCUGGAAGAGUGUGAUGCUCGUUUUUUUCAGAACACCCCAAAGCUGCCCAAGGAAGACACUUGGCCUAUUGCAAAUUUAACCCCUUUACUGGUUAGAAUGCAGACUCAUGUUUAUAAGCACAGUUAUUCCUCCCCAGGUGCAGGGGAGGAAUGCAACAAUUUCCUUUUGUUGAAUUUGAUUCCUCAGCCUCAAGCCAGAGAAGCCAACUUGACAGGUGGUGUCACUUUGCAACUGAAAAAUGAAGCAGGACCACCACAAGAGUACUUUUCCUCCUAUAGUGGUCCUGUCCCUGAAGAAGGUGGAAGGAGUGCAUUGCAUAUUGCAUGCGAAAGAGAGGAUAACAGUGAGCAUGCCAGAGAUGUUAUCCACCUCCUUCUAAUGCAUCAGGCAAAUCCAAACACAUUGUGGAGUGGCCAUUCACCACUUUCCUUAGCCAUUGCUAGUGGGUAUGACUUGGCAGUGGUUGAACUCCUCAAACAUGGGGCUGACCCAAAUCUGCCAUUAAGUGGAGCAGUAAGAAGUGCCCUCUGUGCAGCUGUCAGUAUGGCAUACGAACAUCAGAGAACAACAGCACAGAGGAUUGCUUUGGUUGAUAAGCUGCUUGAAGCUGGUGCAGAUAUCCUUGCACCAGUUACUAUUAGGGAAGGACAGAGAAAAGCUGUGGGAACAGCUGUUGACUAUGCCUGUUAUAAAUAUUAUCAGGAUAAGAGAAUUGCUCAUACACCAUACCACAUACUGUCAGCAUCUGAGCAGGAAGUUUUUCAAACAUGCCGAUUGCUACUGGAACACAUUACAGUGAAGCUCCGUGAGCAUGUCACCCUGAAAGAGAAAGAGUGGGAUCAAGAAGAGCUGAGAAGAUCCAAGAAAUUGGAUUCAGCCAUUCAUACAUGUGUUUCAAAGAAGAUUUCUUGUUCCAACCAGAAGUCCCCUCACCAGAGUCAAGGGAGACUACCAUUCUUUAAAUACUGCUAUCAGUGUGGACAUUCAGUUGGUGUUCAGCUAUCACCUUGCAUGCCUUGUCAUGAAGUCUUCACUUGCAGAAGGAAAUCCUGGAAUGAGUGGCAUAGGCAGGAGUGCUUGGGAUUGCUGGUUAAGUCUGACUGUCAAGCAGCUCCAGAUGCAAGCAGUACAGUGAAAAAGAACAUCACUGGCAAAAAGGGGGAAAAUGGCAGAGAAGGAAAAGAUGAAAGGAGAGGUGGAAGAAAGAGUAAAGUUGGGAUUGGUGGAAGAGAUCAUCACAGGAAGAAUGAUUGA